Westerdykella ornata is the source of this 967-nucleotide messenger RNA. Its product is annotated as hexaprenyldihydroxybenzoate methyltransferase mitochondrial precursor. Gene Ontology annotation, molecular function: 2-methoxy-6-polyprenyl-1,4-benzoquinol methyltransferase activity. The record is from RefSeq and is a predicted model, not a curated record. Gene Ontology annotation, biological process: ubiquinone biosynthetic process. The transcript has a single exon. The coding region runs from base 56 to 967 and encodes 303 amino acids. Lineage: Eukaryota; Fungi; Ascomycota; Dothideomycetes; Pleosporales; Sporormiaceae.
UAUCAUAAUCCCCAGCUCAGAGGAUCCAUAAUCAGCGGACAUAGAAACAACAACAAUGAGCUCCUUGAGUCUCUCUCGGUUCACGCCUACAGCUUGCCGAUUAGCAGCGCGAUCGUCAAGGCGGGCGGCACCCAUAUUAUACAGGCAUCCCAAUUCCUCACCAUCAUUCCGACACCACACCACACACUCUACUCCCACCUCCGCAAACUCCUCCGUCGACCCCAAUGAAGUCUCCCACUUCAACGCCCUUGCCUCCAGCUGGUGGGAUCCUCACGGCCCUUCCCGCCUCCUCCACCUCAUGAAUCCUCUCCGCCACGACUUCAUAUCGCGGUGUAGGGCCAGUACAGCAUCCAGCUCUCCCCCAAUCCGCUACCUCGACAUUGGCUGCGGCGGCGGCAUUUUCGCCGAAUCGGCUGCCCGUCUUCCCACCACCGCGAGCGUCACGGCCAUCGACCCCACGCCCGAAGUCCUGCGCGUCGCCGAGGCACAUAAACGUCGGGACCCCGCGCUCAUGGCACCGAACAAACUCACAUACCUGAACAAGUCAAUCGAAGAGCUACCGGUCCCUUCCAGCCCCGCAGAAGGCUACGACGUCGUCUCCGUAUUCGAAGUGCUCGAGCAUGUCAGCGCGCCGGGGCCGUUCCUCGAGCGAGUAAUGCAGCAGGUCAGACCUGGGGGAUGGCUGGUGCUGAGCACGAUUGCGAGGACGUGGACGAGUUGGAUGGUGACGAAUGUGGUUGCCGAGGAUGUUUUGGGGAUUGUGCCGAAGGGGACGCAUGAGUGGUCCAAGUAUGUGAAUGAGGGGGAAUUAAAGGAGUGGUUUGGGAGGCAGAAGGGGUGGGGUGGGGGUGUGGGCGAGAUGAGGGUUAUGGGGGUGGUGUAUGUGCCUGGGUUGGGGUGGAAGGAGGUUCCUGGGGGCGAGGGCUGGGGAAACUAUUUCUUUGGGGUGAGGAGGGAUGAGGUAUGA